UUCGAUAUCGUUCGUCCUAUGGUUCUCGUCCAAAUAGGAAAUGGAAUGUAUACAGUAAUCACAUUGAUAUUUCUCACAUUGCUGUCGUAUCUCAGUGGUUAUUCAAUCGCAUCAGCACCAAUUUUUAAAUUUGUCUGUGCACUGGUUUCGCUCACCAUUGAACUGUACAUUUAUUGCUAUGGGUUCAACCACAUAGAAGUCGGGAAAUCCACAGUGAAUUUUGGAUUAUACAGCAGCAAUUGGACGGAGAUGGAUUUGAAAUUUAAGAAGACUUUGUUGAUGGCCAUGAUCUUGAACUCUUCUCACAAGCGAGUGAUGAAAGUGUCGCCAAAUUCUUUCGUAAACCUGGAAAUGUUCACCAGGUUGAUGAACAUGUCGUACUCGAUAGUGUCCGUAUUAUUAAAUUAAGAAAACACAUCAAAAAGUACCUUAUCUACUAACGAAUGCAUUUUGUAUUAAUGCGGUUGAAUUUAAUGUUCCACAAUAUUGGUAUUUUUUGUACUUUAAUGAAUGCUUUAACUUAGAAGGGUGCAACACCCAUAUUCGUUGUCUCAGUSUUGCAAACGCGUAGGUAACAUAGGAAAUUUACGCURAGCAGUUCACGUUUUAUUCCUUUAGCUUAAAAAUUAGAGUGAAUUGACUUAUUAUGAAACUUGAUGGUUAGAACAAUAUAUGACAUGCUUCUUUGGAAGUUUUUUCACGAUAUUUUAAUUUUUAUGUGAGUUAUAUGCAUUUUUGUUUUAAAUUUAUUAUGCGCACAUAACUCACUUAA
Molecule: messenger RNA, 772 nt
Organism: Diuraphis noxia (Russian wheat aphid)
Lineage: Eukaryota; Metazoa; Arthropoda; Insecta; Hemiptera; Aphididae
Biological process (GO): sensory perception of smell; detection of chemical stimulus involved in sensory perception of smell
Cellular component (GO): plasma membrane
Molecular function (GO): olfactory receptor activity; odorant binding
Source: RefSeq, a predicted model, not a curated record